Coturnix japonica (Japanese quail) is the source of this 3881-nucleotide messenger RNA. It is a transcript of the gene SCARA3, whose product is annotated as scavenger receptor class A member 3. NCBI's taxonomy places the organism in Eukaryota, Metazoa, Chordata, Aves, Galliformes, Phasianidae. The record is from RefSeq and is a predicted model, not a curated record.
UCAUUAGGGCCAGAGGGAAGGAGGCAGGCGCGGGAGCAGCCUUUCUUCUCCAGCUCACAGCUCACAUCCCGGCGCCUCACGCUUGGGUGGACGGCAGCCAAGAGCGGCUGCGCUCCCCGCACCCCAUCCCGCAGAGGCCAUGGGUGAGCGACUGGCCCUUGGGGUGCCCCCCAGCCAACGGGGUUGCUUCUGAAGGAUCCUAAAGGCUUUUAAUCAGGACGAGGAAAGGCAGCGGGGUUCCCCGGCCAUGCUCAGCAGCACAGCGGGAGGGGAUGUGAAGGGACGGCUGUGGGGAUCGGGGUGGUGAGGACCCCCCCAGUGCAUCCCUGCUCUCAUCCAGGCUGUUCGGGGCGAUGAGAGCAGGGGACCUGGUGGGAGGAGAGGAGGAGGAAAUGCCAUCCUUCUGCUACCGACCAAACGGCAGGGCACGGGGUGGCUGCAGCCAGUGCCAGAAGAACCUGUCCCUGCAGACAGCUGUCAAAGUCCUCUACGUCUUCUCCGUGCUGCUCAUUGUGGCUGUGACCGUGCUGGCUGCCCUGGUGUUCAAGAAAGUCAACUCCAUCUCUGGAGAUAUCAGCUCGGCCCAGAUGUACUAUGAAGAGAAGAUCUUGUCCAUCCAGGGGGAUCUCCGAGAGUUGGAUGAGAAGAGCUCAGGCAACUGCUCCCUCUGCCUGGAGACAGGGCAGCUGGGCCAAGAGCUUGGCAAGCUGCAAGGCGAGCUGGAGGAGAUCCAGAAGAUGCUCUUGGUUCAGGAGGUCCUCCUCGACCGCACCUCCCGCACCCACAACACGCUCUCAUCCAGCAGCACUGAGAUCAGCAGCGAGGUGGCCGACUGCUCCUCCUCCACCCGACAGCUGAAUGAGAGCAUGGGGCAACUGGUGGCCCAGUUAGGGGGCUGGAGGGCCAUCACCUCCCAGCUUGAUGGUUCGCUCAAGGGCCUGGAACAGGAGCGCUUCGAUGUGAGGGCGGCCAUGCAGCAGCUCAACUUCACCUUGGGGCAAACCUCCGAUUGGAUCCAGCUCAUCCAGAGGAAGACGGACGAGGAGACGUUAACGCUGCAGAAGAUGGUCACCGAGUGGAAGAACUACACGCGGCUCUUUGCGGGGCUGCAGGCUGCCUCUGCCGAUACGGGUGAGCUGGUCAGGAGCAUCCAGGCUGGCGUGGGCACAGCAGCCAGGCAAGUGGGCCAGAAUGCUGAGGGCAUGCACGACCUGGUGCUGCAGGUGAUGGGGCUGCAGCUGCAGCUGGACAACAUCUCCUCCUUCUUGGAUGACCAUGAGGAGAACAUGAACGACCUGCGCUAUCACGCCAAGUAUGCCCAGAACCGCACGGCUGAGCGCUUUGAGACGCUGGAAGGUCGCAUGGCUUCGCAUGAGAUUGAGAUUGGCACCAUCUUCACCAACAUCAACGCCACCGACAGCCACGUGCACAGCAUGCUGCGCUACCUGGACGACGUGCGGCUCUCCUGCACCUUGGGUUUCCAUGCCCAUGCUGAGGAGCUCUACUACCUGAACAAGUCCCUCAGCCUGGUCCAAGGCACUACGGACCUCCUGCGGGAGCGCUUCGGCCUGCUCAGUGCACGGCUUGACUUUGACAUCCGCAACCUGUCCAUGGUGAUGGAAGAGAUGAAGGUGGUGGAUGUCCGGCAUGGGGAGAUGCUGAAGAACAUCACCAUCUUAAGAGGUGUGCCAGGCCUCCCGGGUCCCCGCGGCCUCAAGGGUGAUGUUGGCAUCAAGGGUCCCGCAGGAAGCAAAGGAGAGAAGGGUGACAUGGGCAGCCUGGGCUCACCAGGUCCACCUGGCUCCCCCGGACCCCCUGGUCUCCCUGGUCCCCAAGGGGAAAGGGGACCCCUGGGCACAAAGGGUUUUCCUGGCCUCAAGGGCUCUAAAGGCAGCUUUGGGCAGUCUGGCUCCAAGGGACAGAUGGGACCCAAGGGAGAUAUGGGUCCCCCAGGGCCAGAGGGGAGGCCAGGACCAACAGGACCCCCUGGUCCUCAAGGAAAACUGGGGCUUCCUGGGAACCCCGGGGCUGUGGGACAGAUUGGCCCCACAGGUCCCAAAGGAGACCCCGGCUUAAGGGGACCCCCAGGCCCCCCAGGCCCCCCUGGUCCUCCUGGCCCAUGAUGCAGCCUUGGGGCCAUGGGAUGGAGGAACCCCUCCCAGCUCUGAGAAUAUCCCCUGCUGCUGCUGCCAGACCCUGGGGACAGGGCAGGAAGGACCCUAAGGGGGUCCAGAUCCCCCAGCAUGAUGCUUUUUGGGGUGCACGGGGCUGGUCCCUGGUUCUUGAGUGGGCUGCAGACUCCUGGGACGUUGGGUCCCCGCAGGACGAGGACCCGUACGGGCUGGGGCACAGCUGGCUUGUGCUCUAUUUCCAGCCACCUUGACCCCUCCUCCCCUGGCUGCACCAGAAAUGUAAUCCCAGCACAAUAAAUCUGUAUGGGGACAAGUGGUUCCUGCCUUGGAAAAAUUGGGAUGAAGGGGGGUGUAGGGGGGGCAGGGGAGGAGCCCAGAUCUAACCUGUGAGCAUUGACAUGGUACAGAUGGUGAGGUGAGAUGGGCCCCUGGAAGCUGUCCCCAUGUCCCAGGCUGGUGAGCAGGGCGUGGGUUGUUUUUCCCUGGUGGAGGGCAGGGAGGGGGCAGCUGGAGGCCCCAGGUACCCGAGCUGGUGCCUUGAUGCCAAGAGCAACACAGAGCUGAGGAAAACAUCCAGCCUCACUCCCAGCCCCACCUUGGGCUCUCCCCAGCCUCACUGUGGGGCUGCAGUACCCCCUCCAGCCUGCACACACCUGCACACACAAGCUCUGCUUCACUGCCUGCUCCUGGGUGAAACAGGUCUUUGCCAACAGCAGCUCUGACUUUGUUUUCCAGGGGCUUGUUCAGGCCACAGCUCUCCCUGUCCUUGUUCCCACUCCAGUUCCUAUUCUAUCCUCAUCCCUGUUCCAUUUCAUCCCAUCUCUGUCCCUGUUCCCAUCCCAACCUUCAUCCCAUUCCCAUCCUCAUCCCUCACCCCUCCCCCCUCCUCAUCCCAUCUCAUCCUAGUUCUACCUUCACUGCAUUCCCAGCUCCAUCAUCAUUCCCACCUCAUCCCAUUUCCUAUCCUGUUUCAUCCUCAGUCCUGAUCUCAUCCCCAUCUCCAUCCUGUGACCAUUACCAUUACUGUUCCCAUUCCAUCUCCACCCCUGCCAUCCUCUAUAGCCCACAUCUCAGGGAGCCCCAUACCAUCCCCACCAGCCCUGCCUGGGGCGCAGGUCCCAGCCCAUGGGGCCGUUUAUUGCUGUUGGCAGGGCGGCUUCCUGUUUUCAUCUCAGAAUUAACAGCUGCAGAGCUACAGAGCUAUGACGCUGCUGCUUAAUGCAGGCAACCCAGAAUCUCUUCUUCCCACCUGAGCAUCCCAGGCAUGGAUAACAAAGAGCCACAGCCCCUACCACCUCCGUGCCUCAGUUUCCCCAUCUGGAUAUCAUCCUGACACAGAUGACGGUGACACACAGCCCAUGGCUGGUGAUGCCCACGGGGACGCUGCCCAACCCUAAGCUCCCAAGGACACCGGAGCCGUCAGCAGGCACUGGUGCCAAGCACAACAGUCAGCAGCUGCAGCACCGCUGGUGAGCCCUGGCCAACACCCCCAUCCUGUGAAUGACCCCAUUGAUGGCAGCAGCAGGGCAGCUGCUCAGGGAAGGGUGGGGGACAAACACCCACGUUCCCCCCACCCUCUGGGCUCCUUGCAUUCUGCCCAGCUCGGUUAUUCACUGGAACUUGUAGCAAGGGUGUGGGUUUUUUUUUGUUGGUUUUUUUUUCUCCUUGUAUUAAAUCCAUUUGGAUUAAGUGUAAUUCUCUGGUUAACAUUUCAGUUACAGUAACAAUAAACUCCUCUCUGUGUGGGUC